Molecule: messenger RNA, 3493 nt
Organism: Chenopodium quinoa (quinoa)
Lineage: Eukaryota; Viridiplantae; Streptophyta; Magnoliopsida; Caryophyllales; Amaranthaceae
Product: E3 ubiquitin ligase PQT3-like
Exons: 14
Coding region: 1025-3061 (678 amino acids)
Biological process (GO): ubiquitin-dependent protein catabolic process; protein ubiquitination; mRNA processing
Cellular component (GO): nucleus
Molecular function (GO): ubiquitin protein ligase activity; zinc ion binding
Source: RefSeq, a predicted model, not a curated record
CACUUGAGCAUUAGAUCAAUCGAUUAAAGACUAAAUAUUAAUUGAUUACAUAAUUGAUUGAUGAUUAAUGAAUGAACAAUGUAGAAUUAUAUUUAAACCACUUUUUAGUAUAAACCAAGAGGGGUUAUUAAAAUCUUUUCAGGGGACACCACAACCUCUCUCUUGACUUAUAUAAUAGAGAUUAUAAAGAGGGUUAAUUUCAUCCUAAUAAAAAAACAAUAAUAACAAGAUUUAAUGUGACUAAUAACCGUAAUAAUUACAAUAACAAAAUAAAUCGAUAAAAUAUUGCCUUUUACUAGCCUUAAUUUAUUUUCUAGGAGGUUAAAAAAAAAAAAAAAAAAAUCUACAUCUCUAGUCCUCUCCUUGUUGAGCAAAACGCGGAAACAAAUAUAAACUGUCUAAAACAAAAUUCCUUGCCGCGUUACUUGCGCUCCAAGAUUGUAAUAAAUCUCUAUAAAUAGAAUCGCUCCUUCAGUCGCCAGAACAAAUCGCUCUGCUUUCUAUUCCUUCAUCCCCAAUCUAUAAACCCUAACCUUAAUCCUAGUUUCUCUCCUCCAAACUCAUUGCGAUAAAUCCAAUUUCCUCUUACAAAUCCUCCAAACAUCUUCGUCUACCUCUCGAUUCUCCCGUGGAUUGCUCUGAAUCGCGUUUUUCAAUCCAUUAAUCAGAGAAUUCCUCGUUGUAUGAAGUUUGAAGUACGAUCGGCGGCAAUCAAUUGAUCGAUUUUUGACAUCGGAGUUCCUUAUUGAUCGAUCACCAGUCGGAUGAGCGUUAUAGCGAUCGAAAUUUUCGAUUUUCAGAUAAUCGAAGAGAAAGCGUUCGAGAAUUCAGCAUCGAUAUACUUGAAGGAGAAAUCGAGGCGAAAUAGAGAUAACAAUUCAUUGUACUUUUGUUAAUUUUUGUUGAAAGCUUUGAAACCCUUAAUAAUUGUUAUCUAGGGUUUUAUUGCGUUCGAAAUAUAAUUUUGUUUGAUUGAUCGAUUUGUUUGUGAUUGGAAGAAAGAAAAAAAAAAUAGUGAGAAAUUAUGGCUGUGUAUUAUAAGUUCAAAAGUGCAAAAGAUUAUUUUUCAAUUCCUGUUGUUGGUCCUUUCAUAUCGAUUGCCAAUUUAAAAGUAUCGAUUUUUGAAUCAAAGAAUAUGAGAAGGGGUACUGAUUACGAUCUCAUCAUUACCAAUGCACAAACCAAUGAAGAAUAUCUUGAUGAAGAAAUGUUGAUUCCAAGAAAUACCUCUGUUCUUGUACGCCGAGUUCCUGGACUGCCUCGUAAGCCCAUUGUUGUACAAACAGACAAUGCAAAGAUGGAAAAUAAGGCUGGGUAUGAUCAAUCUGCAAAAAGCAGCAUUACAACUGCUGAUUCUUCAGGCAUUUUAGCUUUUGAAGCAUCUGAAAUGGAUGAUAAAUUUGGAAGUAGUCCUUUUGCAAUGACCCCUGAGGUGAUACCUCUAGGCUAUCCGGCAGUUCAGUGCACGAUUCAGUUUGUUCAUCAUACUGAUGGUUUUGGCUCAAGGAGAGGUUCUGGAAGAGGUGAACAGAGUACCCAAGGAUUUGUUCGCGGUGGUUUGAAGUUGAAAAUACCUCCACAAGGCUAUGUUUGUCAUAGGUGCAAAGUUCCUGGUCAUUAUAUUCAGCACUGCCCAACAAAUGGUGACCCAAAUUAUGACAUUAAGAAAGUGAGACCUGCUACUGGUAUCCCAAAUUCAACGCUGGUACCUACACCAGAUGGCUCCUUUGUAUUGCAGAGUGGCACUGCUGCUGUUUUGAAGCCAAAUGAGGCUGCCUUUGAUAAAGAGAUGGAAGGGCUAUCUUCUUCUCGUUCUCUUAGAGAUCUUCCACCUGAACUCCAUUGUCCACUGUGCAAAGAAGUGAUGAAAGAUGCAGUCUUAUCUAGCAAGUGUUGUUUCGGGAGCUUCUGUGACAAAUGUAUCAGGGAUUAUAUCAUUUCAAAAUCAAUGUGUGUCUGUGGGACAAUAGAUAUACUUACAGAUAAUCUUGUGCCAAAUAAGACAUUACGGAAUACAAUUAACCGCAUCUUAGAGUCUUCUGGUAACAGCAGUGUGGAUAAUCCAGGAAGCUCUGUUCAAUUUCCAGAUAAAGAGUCUGCACAUCAUCCUCAACCUAGAAUUCCAUCACCUACUCAAUCUGCUGUGUCGAAAGAGGAGAAAAUGUUACCCCCAGAUGCUAAAGAAACUUCAAAUUUAAAGGAGAAUAUGGAUGAUGGUGGUAAGCUUAGUGCUGCUCCACAAGUUGGGGUACAACCACAGACCUCAGGGGAAGAUAAGAUCACUAAAGUUCCAGAUGUAUCUGAAGCUACACAUGAACAUGUUACUGUGAAGGAACCUGCAUCACAGGAUAGUGCUUUACCUCUUACGGAAGAAGUUCAGCCGAAGGUGGCUGUUAACGAAGCAGGGAAGAAAAAGAAAAGGAGGAAGGUGUCUUCAUCUGUUAAUGUUGCAGGCAUGCAAUGGAUGAGUAUGCCUGGUAUGGACGAAAACAUGUGCAAUACUGCAUUUAAUCCUUACCAGAGAGGCAUGCAACCUGCUGUUAAUGGAUUUAUGGGCCCUUAUGGUGGUAACAUGCCUUACAACAUGAGGUAUGGUCUAGGAUCUGCGGAUAUAUUUUUCGGCGAUUUUAUUUCUCCAAAUUUUUAUGGAGCACAAGGAUUCAUGAUGCCCCAAAUGCUUCCUCCACAAAGGGACCUUCAUAAAGAUCGUGAUUGUCACAGAGAAGCAAGAAGCAAUGACAAUGUCCUGCCUGAGAAGUCCAAACUUAAGCCAGCAUCAGCUCAUAGGUCUUCAAGGGAAGAACAUCACGAUCAUGAUAAUGACCGCAACCAUGACCAUAAGAGAGAAAUUAAAAGAGAGUCCAUUGACCAUGAUCGUUACCAUUACAACCACCAGCAGAUCUCCCGGAGACACCAAUCAUACGAUCAUGCCAGCCGUGACUCAUAUCGCCCUCGGCCAACUUUAAAAAGAAAAUCUGAACAUUAUGAGCUAGGCCAUGAGAUGGAUCAUCAUCACAGUCACCAUUAUGGCCGCUCCAAGUCGUCAUCCUUAAGGCAGUGACCGUCCAAAGUGUCCCCUCUGCAAGAAGCGAAACCAGAAGGCAGGAGAGUGUAGAUACUUAGGUGCCUUGAGCAAAGUUGUAUUGAAAUGAAAAAUGUACUACGUAAUAUGUUCGCAUAGUAACACAGAUAUGAAAUGUACUUGAUUUUUUCAAGUAUAAUAAAAAGUGGUUUAGUUACCUUUCACAUUUGCUAUUAAUCUUUUCAUAUGAUAAUGUUUUGGGAUAAAUUCUGCUCAUUGAAAAACGCCUAUGAAACCUUAAGUCUUAGGUAAAGAUCCUACUCUGUAAUUUUAACUCCACCUCCCUCAAAAUAAAAAAAAAUAAAAAUAAAGAUUAAAUAUUAAAAAUUUGCAUCAGUAUAAUCUCAAACAUAAAUUUAACUUAGAAAUUUUUUUUUUUUUUACUUCGUAUUAAUAUCUAAGCUUGUACAU